GUCUCUUCAAUUAAACUCUUUGUUGCUUGUCUUUUGCCUUUGGUUAUGGCAAAAACCUCGUCUACCUCAUUAACAAUUAGCACCUUUACAUAUACCGGGGGAGCUAAAUCCUAUACACUGGAAUGCAAGCCUGCUGGUGGUACUCAUCCUUACCCUUAUGACGCAUGCUCUACCUUAAAGUCUGUUAAAGGUGACUUCAAAUCAUUGAAAUCUUCAGAGGAUAUCUUGUGCUCAUUUGAUUAUCAACCUUUUACUGUAUCGGUUAUUGGAAGAUACAAGAAUAAAUCUGUUAAUUUCAGAGAAGUCUAUUCGAACCAAUGCUUUGCCAUAGCAUCACUAGAUGGUAUUGUUCCUUAAUAAACAUAUUUGAUCUGCUG
This is a messenger RNA of Gilbertella persicaria, 377 nucleotides long. RefSeq names its product subtilisin inhibitor. Gene Ontology annotation, molecular function: serine-type endopeptidase inhibitor activity. The transcript has a single exon. Lineage: Eukaryota; Fungi; Mucoromycota; Mucoromycetes; Mucorales; Choanephoraceae. Bases 46 to 357 code for a protein of 103 amino acids. The record is from RefSeq and is a predicted model, not a curated record.